UACCCGGAUGUUACGCGGAAGUCGCAUGUGUACAAUAACAACAGUAGCAGCGGUGGAGGAAUAUUUCUUUUUAUACUUAACUAGCAGAUAAUUCACUACUUUUUGGGAUUUCUGUGUGAAAAUGUCGAUAGAUGUUGUUGUUAGAUGUCAACACUGUCUGCCGAGGGAGACGAUACCCGGAGAAAAACUCCUGGAGAAGCUCUUGCCCUCUGGCUACAGCCAUCUCCUGUGUGUGAACGAGCCCAGCCAGAAGGACGACGACUUCCGGGCUCAUUUAAAAGUGAGGCUCUCCACGGAGGAGCAGGUUGAGAAAUGGCUGCAGGACCUUCAGCUCUCCUCCAGUUUAACAUGGAGGAAGGCCAAAACAUAUCCGCAGUCAGGGCGCUACAAUGCUUAUAGAGUAAGUGCAACAGGUUUACAUUACAGAGUUCUGCAGGGACGUGUGAUGUAGGCCGACCCUGAAGGCAGCAUUGCGCUGGUUCCCUCUGCAGAGAGUCAGUGGGAUUUCUGCAGAAAAUAAAUAACUUACACGUUUAGUUCGGGAAGAUCAUCUUCACUAAUGAAGCGUAAAUGCAGAAGUAAACAUUAGACUAAACUAACGCUUCACAUCAACGUCACCAAGCUCCCAACUUCUCAUUUAGUUCUUUUCUUCUACAAAAGCCUUUCCUCUUCGCCUGACAUCUACAGUUCAUCUACAAGUUAGAAUAGUUUGCAAGAGUUCGAGAAUAAACAAAGUUUGGACUUCUGUUCGUCGUGAUGACGUUUAAAGAUGAAACGUGUAAGAUCUGCCAGAAUUAAACUUAAACAUUAAAACAAUUCUCUAACAUUAUGAACAGAGUGUGAAGAGGUCAAGGUCAGUGUUGGGCUAAAGAGACGUCUCCUGGAGUUAGCAUGUUAACAGCUAACUGCUGCGUCCAGGCUGUAGUACCACAUGUUCCUCUAGAGGUGACAGUGAGUCAGUGCAGUCUGCUCAGAGAGAAGAAGAAGAACAGCUUCAUGGUCUGUGCAUGUUUUCUAGUUUGUUUAUUGGAUUUAGUCCAAUAUACAAACUCUAACAACAUCCGUGCAGCUCACAGCGUUGGUGUAAAAAAUGUCAAACCGGUUUGAUAUGAAGCCAAACACGACUGGUGAACCAAAUUCUACCACAAAGUGUUGCAGCGACUCGUUUCCUGCAGUGUUGACAUGUUGUCUCGUGUGAUGAUCCAAGAUGGCGGCGCACAGACGCAGCAACAUGCGGCUGUAGUUUUAUUCAUCUUAGAGACUAACUGACACGUGAACUAUUUUAGUAAAGGAACAUCGUCCCACCUCGACUGAAGAUGAUCUGUUUAUAAACAAACACUAUUAUUUUAAUCAAGUUGUCGUUUUCCUUCUUAUCGAUACAAAACAGGUUGUUUCUUUUAAGUUACCAGAACGUGUCACAUUUACUGACGGGGUGGAAUGACCCAACACAAAGACAUCUAGAGAACAUUGUACUAUAUGGAUUGCAUAAAUAGACGGUCCCUUGUAUUAGCGCAUGCGCGACCGGAACCAGAUUUAAUAGUAAACACGUCUGUGUUUCAACCUGUAUAAUACUUGUUUAGUUAUUGUCAUUUCACGCUGAUGUUAUUUAUAAUAAAAGCGAUCGAACAAAUGGAACUCUGUUCUUAUUUAUAACCAAACAACUAAACAACAUGACGCAGUCAAGCGGAGAUCGUCAGGGCUGAGGAGGAUCAUACGACUAGGUGCAGACGGACCGCGAGAAUGCCGACAGGUACCGUACCUGAUCGAUGCACCCAGAAUAUUGUACAGGCGUGUAGGCCACUGGAAACAAAACAUUUGCUACAUUUGCUAGUGUUAAUAACUGUCCUAAUGGCGCCUGUGGAUGCGGAGUGCCCGAUCGAGGGUUGUGACUACGUGGCUACGCAUGCAGCGGCAGCAGUGGUGGCAGCCAUGCUGGGUGUACACGCCACUGUACACGCCGCAGUCCCCAGGGCGCCAGGCACGAAUGCCAAGAUGGAGCAACUCAAGCUUCCCUCCAUAGUACUGGCCGGAACAGGCGAGGCCUGGUCGUACUUCAUAACCCGUUGGGGUGAGUACAAGACAGGUACUAGACUUGUCGGAACCGACAUAGUUGCACAGCUGUUGGAGUGCUGCGAGGAGGAGCUGAGAAAAGAUCUCACUCGUGCAGCGGGCAACAGCCUAGCGGGCAGUAACGAAAAAGAUGUCCUCGCCGCCAUGAAGGCGCUCGCUGUCCGAGCUGAGAACACCAUGGUAGCUCGUGUGGCUCUAUCCAACAUGCGGCAAGGGCACGAGGAGCCCAUCCGGACGUUCCACGCCCGCAUCAAGGGGCAGGCGGACACAUGCAAGUAUGAGAUGAAGUGCACCAAGGCAGAGUGCGAUCAAGUCAACGACUUCAGAGAGGAGAUAUUACGCAAUGUGAUUGCCCGCGGCAUCGCUGACCAAGAAAUACAACUUGACCUGCUCGGUGAAAAGAACCAGGACAUGCCAUUAAAGGACAUGAUAGAGUAUAUCGGGGCCAAGGAGUCUAGAAAGCGGUCGUCAUCGCGCCUACUCGACCCUCAGGGCGCGGAUGCAAUCAGCAGUUCAUAUCGGCGGGGGGAAACAGCAGGACAUCCGCAACAGGAGAAGAGUCAGGCCGGAGAACCCGAAGGCUAAGCCCGAAUGGGUAUGCAUCUACUGCGGCAAGACACCUCAGUAAGGCGUGCUGGGGUGGCCGACCGACUAGGUCCCUGUCUGGGGAAACCGAUGGGGUGUACAAUGAGCAAACGGCAGCCUUCGUUGAGUUAUGCACGGUCACCAUGGCCAGCGCAGAUGACGGGUUGCGCACACUCCUCCUCGCUCACCACCUGUACGAUGAUAUGUGCGAUAAGUGGAUGAAACGGAAGUCCAGCCCGCAGCCGUAUGUCAACCUCACGCUCACCAACGAGCGCAAAGAUUAUAAAGCGCUGGGUUUUGAUCUUCAGA
Molecule: messenger RNA, 2964 nt
Organism: Cottoperca gobio
Lineage: Eukaryota; Metazoa; Chordata; Actinopteri; Perciformes; Bovichtidae
Exons: 2
Coding region: 1741-2655 (304 amino acids)
Source: RefSeq, a predicted model, not a curated record